Drechmeria coniospora is the source of this 759-nucleotide messenger RNA. Its product is annotated as calcipressin. Gene Ontology annotation, cellular component: nucleus; cytoplasm. The coding region runs from base 1 to 759 and encodes 252 amino acids. The record is from RefSeq and is a predicted model, not a curated record. Gene Ontology annotation, molecular function: calcium-dependent protein serine/threonine phosphatase regulator activity; nucleic acid binding. Gene Ontology annotation, biological process: calcium-mediated signaling. The transcript has a single exon. NCBI's taxonomy places the organism in Eukaryota, Fungi, Ascomycota, Sordariomycetes, Hypocreales, Ophiocordycipitaceae.
AUGGAGCCGACGCCUCGUUCGUCGCGAUCAUCCUCGUCCGCUUCGCGGAAAUUCAACCUUACGCUCGACCUCACCAACCUCCCUCCGCCGACGCUGCCUACGGCCCCGUCCAACACGCUCCUCUUCACAAAUCUCAACAACGUCGACACAUUCCGACCCGACAACCUGCAAACGAUCCGAGAUCUCAUCUCCCUGACGGCGCCCAUCCACGCCUUUGCCCCGCUCAAAUCUUUCCGCCGCAUCGUCGUCUCCUUCUUCCACAUCGAUGCCGCCGUCGCCGUGAGGCAGCUGUGGGAUGGCGAGGCCGUUCUCGGCGAGCGGCUCAAGAUCUACUUUGGUCAGAACACGUCUUUGGAAGCCAAGGACGAGCAUCUCGCCCUUCCCGACGCCGGCAAGCUCUUUUUCAUCUCGCCCCCUCCGAGCCCUCCGCACGGCUGGGAGAUGCGUCUCGAGGAUGCGCCCAACAAGAUGGUGCAUGCCAACGAUCUCGCCGACGCCCUGGCCAACCUCCGCCACCAAAACGGUGCGCCCGACUCGCCGCUGGGUUCCCUCGACGGCAUCUCCCCCGGCGGCCAGGGAAGGAGUCGCAGCCCGACGCUCAUCUACCACCCGGAGGAGAACGGGAACAGUCCGGAUUUGCCGGCCGUCAUGGUCGAGGACAUGACAGACGAUUGCGGUGAGAUGAGCCCGAUGGAUAGUUGUCGACCAAUCAUGGCCCACACUGCACGGCCGCCGAUCGAGUUGAUGCGUGGCGCGUGA